Pantherophis guttatus is the source of this 1013-nucleotide messenger RNA. RefSeq names its product serine protease 57-like. The record is from RefSeq and is a predicted model, not a curated record. Lineage: Eukaryota; Metazoa; Chordata; Lepidosauria; Squamata; Colubridae. Gene Ontology annotation, biological process: proteolysis. Gene Ontology annotation, molecular function: serine-type endopeptidase activity.
AUUCUUUAAUCCCUUUAUUUGGGGACUAAGUAGCUUAAUCCUUAGUCAAUCAUUGUGCUUCUUUGUGCAGGUUUUUGUUUUGCUGCUGGGAUCCGGAGAACGGGGGUCAUUGGAGGCAAGGAAGUGAGACCCCAUUCUCGGCCCUUUAUGGCCUCCAUCCAACAUGAGAACAGACACAUCUGCGGUGGGUUCUUGGUGAGACAGAGAUGGGUGAUGACAGCAGCUCAUUGUCAGAUUCCCAAGCAGUCCGCACAGUUUCGUGUCAUCCUCGGCGCCCAUUCGCUCAAGACUCAGGAGGCCUCUCAGCAAAUCUUUGGAAUCCAGAACUCCAUUGCUCACCCGCUGUUCAGUGCUGUGACAGUGAAAAAUGACAUCCGCUUACUCAAAUUGAACAGAUCCGCCAUUUUCAACAAGAAUGUCCGGAAGAUCAAAUUACCUCAUGCCAACACCGAUCUUUGCCCUGGACUCACGUGCCGUAUUAUUGGCUGGGGAGACAUCUCAAAUUAUGCGACCAUCCCCACCGAACUCAUGGAGGCCAACAUAACCAUCGUGGACAGGAAGGCUUGCAACGCAUCGUGGCAAGGACACGUCACCAAGAGCAUGGUCUGCGCAGCCAGCACCAGUGCCCUCCUGCGUGGUUUCUGCUCGGGUGACUCAGGCGGCCCCUUAGUGUGCGGGAAAAAGGUUCAUGGCAUCGUCUCCUUCAACGGAAAGAGAUGUGGCGAUCGGUUUUUUCCGGAUGUCUUCACCCGCAUUGCCAACUACAUCCCCUGGAUCCGUUUUGUGCUGCAGACCUUUUGAUUGGUGGUCAUGGAAGGCUGCGGGGGGGGGGGUGUUCUCUAAAAAAGCUGACCUGUUUGGUGGGAGAGGAGAAACAGUUUUUACUCAGUUUUAUCCAGGUCUACAACUCCCAAAAUUUCCAAGCCAUACACAGUCAUAUUGAUGGGACUUUCUGGAUGAUGUACCGUAUUUUCCCCGAAAAUAAGACCCUGUCUUAUAUAUAUUUUUUAACC